Molecule: messenger RNA, 4437 nt
Organism: Phyllopteryx taeniolatus (common seadragon)
Lineage: Eukaryota; Metazoa; Chordata; Actinopteri; Syngnathiformes; Syngnathidae
Gene: tmc5
Product: transmembrane channel like 5
Exons: 21
Coding region: 498-3449 (983 amino acids)
Cellular component (GO): plasma membrane
Molecular function (GO): mechanosensitive monoatomic ion channel activity
Source: RefSeq, a predicted model, not a curated record
GACCACAAACUGGAUACAAUACUGUUGUUAUUUACGCAACAGUAUAUCUGUUCAUUAUUUUUGUGUGUAUGUAUGAAGAAGACAAAGACUGUGAGAGCUAGAGGCGUGUGUAUCCAAAUACACUUGGACACCUACUUCUAGGUCCUAUUAAGAAUGCUUCAUAAAUCAUCCCUUUGGAAUUCAUUCACAAUAGACAUUGUCCACUUGAGACCCACCUGGUCCGUUCAUAGGCAGGCAGUGGACUUUUGCCUUGGCGACUUCGGCAAUCAACACACACUUCCUGGUUACUUACUGUUUUGCGAUGGUUGUUAUUGGACAUGCAGGCCUCUCUAGUCUUUCAGUCUGAUCAGCAUGGAUUCCUAGGUGUUUUGUUUUUUCUUUUAAAUCAGGCUUCACUUCUAGUUGAUUUGUUUCCAUUUACACACAAUCUUCAGGACUGAAACAGGACUUUGCACAUAUUAUAUUAGUGUGUGAAAGGAGCAGCUAUUCAGAGACUCAUGUCAAGUUACAGCAACGGAGGACUUCUCAACCCUGCCUACCAUGAGAGCGAGACUCUGGAAAUUGAUAGGCCUUCCAGGAAACAACAGCACACUAACCCCUAUGUCCAAGAAGAACAAGACUGGUGGAAGGACAGGGAAGAAACAUAUGACACCGAGAUUGGUCAAAGCAGUGGUAAUGAUGCUGUAGUGAGAGUACCCUGGGGGGGCGGUCAGGAGGAGGGCUGGAGGGGAAGAGAAAGUAUUCCUAUGAGACUUCAGUCAAGACACCCAGAAAGUUCUGUAUUCCAGCAUGACUUCAAUCAAAGUCCAUUCCAAAUCAACCGUGACUCUCCUUAUGAUCAAUUCCCACCGAUCAGACUUCCUUCUGCAUCAUCAGGCACCAUGUCUAUGAGAUGCAGGGGAGCUGGAUUAAGGAUGAGCGUGUUUCCUAGCGAUGAUCCUCGUUAUCUAGCAUUCACAGAGGAGGCCAUCAAGAAUGAGGUGGAAAAUGAGGAGCAGAGGCUGGUCAAAGAACUUGUUGGAUUGUCAACACGAGACCGAAUCAAGGCCAUACGGGACCUUCCGAUGAGUUUUGAAGAGAAAAAACAUAUAAGGAGUGAAGUACUAGCAUUUGAGUCUGGGUCUCGGCAGUUCACAUGCUUUGCAGACUGUUCAGAGAGAGCGUCACUUUUUCUUCGCAGGUGCGGCUAUAGUAUCCGGUCAGCUAGACAGACCUCGGAACUGUGGCAAGGCAUCAUGAAAGAGAUAGGUGGCAAGUUCGGCACCAGCGUGCUCACCUAUUUUCUAUUUCUCAAGUGGUUGCUCAUGUUCAACAUAUUCUCCUUCCUGGUUAACUUUGGCUUCAUCACCAUCCCACUACUGGUUUAUGAUAUUUCCCCCAACUUACCUCCAAAUGUCGGCUUCAGAGGACUGGAGAUACUAACUGGAGCUGGUUACUUCAACUACAGUGUCAUGUACUACGGUGGUUACAGCAAUGAAACCCUUGUGGAUCUGGUGGAAUACAACAUGCAGCUAGCCUACUUUUUCACAAUUGCCGUUUAUAUGACGUUGUGCGGCAUUGCACUAAUCACAAGCAUGGCAAACUCCUUCAAGACAAACUAUGUGCUUGUGGAUCAAAUUUCAAACAGUGCAUGGCAGCUUUUGUGCAGCUGGGAUUUUAGCAUCAUCAACGAGAGAGCAGUGAGACAGCGCAAGACCAACCUCAGAGUACAACUAAAGGAGUCGAUGUCAGAGAAGGCCCAAAGAGAUCUGCUCACCCUUACUGAAAAGCUCAAGCACAUUGGGCUUCAUCUAGGCUUGUGGCUUCUCUCCACCAGUCUGGCUGUUGGCUGUGCCGCCAGCAUCUAUUUUCUCUGCCAGUACGAACACCAGAACACAACAAAUGCUUCAAACCGGUCACUACUUCAGGAGGCAGAGACUCUCCUGGUCCCCUUUGUGGUCUCCUUGAUGAACCUGGUGGUCCCACUCUUCUAUUCUCUCUUCAAUAAAUUUGAACAAUAUUCCAGUCAACGCAGGCAGAUCUACGCUCUGUUGCUCAGGAAUGUUUUACUCAAGAUGUUGAUUCUGGGUGUUUUAUGCUACUACUGGAUGAAUGUUGUGGCUCAGAAGUUUUCGUGUUGGGAGUCCAUGGUCGGACAGGCACUGUACCGCUUGGUCAUCUUUGACUUUUUGUUUCUCAUGUUGGGUUCCUUCUUUGGAGAGUUCCUCAGCAAUUUGAUUGGAACAAAAUUCCUACCACGUCUUGGGGUUCCAGAGUUUGACGUCGCCAGAAAUGUCCUUGAACUCAUCUAUGCGCAGACUAUAGUCUGGAUUGGGAUCUACUUCUCGCCACUGUUGCCUGCCAUUCAGAUUGUCAAGUGCCUCAUCUUAUUUUUCGUAAAAAAGGUCAGCCUGAAUCACAACUGUCAGCCUCCACGGCGCACAGGCAGAGCAGCUCAGAUGCAAACCAUUUUCACCGCCCUCCUAUUCUUCCCCUUCUUUGUGGGAGCCCUGUCAAUGGUUGCAUACACUACAUGGCGACUUACUCCCUCUCAGCAGUGUGGCCCUUUUCGGGGCCUAAACAGCACCUUCAGUGUGGUUGAAGUCUGGAUUGAUGAUUUGCAAGACAUCCCCGGUUCUCAGGGGGCCAUCUGGAUCUAUGAAAAUGUCAUCAGAAGUGAAAUUGUUUGGUUUCUUGGCACACUCAUAAUCUUAAUCAUCAUAUACAUCUUCUGGCAAGUCUCUCAGGGCCGCAAGCACCUUAUUGGUCGACUGAUACAGCAAAUUGUUAAUGAGGGGAAAGACAAGUCAUUCUUGUUGGAAAAACUACAGAACCUCCAGAAAUCUCAUCCUAAUAAGAAGCACAAACAGAAGAGUCAAAAGAAGCACCCCAAACAGCGCUUGGAUAAUAGUUCAACAGGUGGUAAAUUCCACUCGAACAACACGGUUCAGGCUUUAAUUGUUCGCCAACAACUUGAGCAAGAGGAGAGAUGCCUCCCCAGUGGUAUGCCACUUCCCUCAGAUAUCUCUACUUCUGAGGCUGUAGUGCAAACCAUGAAGACCUGUCAGAGAGCUGAAGAGUACGUGGAAGAAUUAUACCCAAUGCGCCGGUCAUCCUUCACACUUGGUAUGCCUGCCAGGCACGUGGGCGAGCAUGAUGGAAGAGAUGUAUACUACAGUACAGCAGAAUUUCCUGACAACGUGCAUGACGGAGCCAUGGCUGUGAUUCAGGCAAGGCAAGCAAGACAAAAACAAGAUGACGAUGCAGCACAACAAAUAGAUGACUUGCCAUCUCCGUUUUCAAAUGCUAUGACACUUGUCAUGCAAGCAAGGCAGAGAGCAGAGAGAGAUGAGGGUCUUCAUUGGGGCUCUGCUCCCCCUCAAAAGCCACCUCCUGCUAGUUCCAGCGCACUCAUACAAGCUAUGUUAGCCCGGCAGCAAGCCCAGAAUGAGUAUGACGACGGCUACUAAACGUUUAAAAGUAUUCAAUACUGAAAAGCAAGUAUGAUGUUCUUACGCAGAGAGGCUACGUGUAGAUCAGAAUUUGUCAUCCAAAUAAUUUUAUUCUCAACAAAACAAUAUAUACAAUAAUUUGCACUAAUUAUUAAGCUGGGCUAUGUAUGUUAGAGUGAAAGGCUUCAGUAACCUAAUGAGGACAGCAGUAAAAAAAAGAUGGCUGGAUGGGAAAUAUACAUGACAUAUACUGUCAAUACUUUUUUUCAGUUGCAAAAACAAUGGUGCAAAAGUGUGUUUUCUCAAAAUUGUCAAGGUUGUGACAGCCAGAAGAUACCCAACUUGAUGUAUCCAGGGUACGAAAGAUUUUGGGCUGUAACUAUUAUUUACAGAAACAGUUGCACUGUUACAGUAUAUACAGUAUUUUUAGAUACCCAUGGAUGACUCUUUAAAACAAAUACAUGGGGAGUAGUGAAAAUUCCUUCUCAUCCAUUUAUAAGAAGAGCUCCUGACUGACACACAGGCUAUUUGUCCGACAUAAUGUUCCGUUGAAAGUUGCCCAUCUGGGGCAUGACAAAGAAAUUUCCUAUUGUAAACAGCCUGAUCCACAUCAUGCCCUGUAGAAAAAUACCGCACACUUACUAUCCACAUGAUUUACAUCAGCACAAUUUUAUGUCUGUAGGCACAAGAUUAGCUGAAAGCAUUCAUGGCUUUAGUUCUAAAUUGAAAAGCAGUGCAAAUCUCAUUAUCGUUAGUCAUUUACAGUGAUUGUUGUUGCUGUUGAAGAAAUAUGUUCAGUAAGGCUAGAUGCAUCUGUGACCUUCACUGGAAUCAUGGGAAUAUACUAUACAACACUUUCUUUAACAUGUACAUUUUAAAAAGCAACACCAUCAUCGUACAUCAGUCGUUUUGUUCUCAGCUGGCUCGGAUUGUUCAAUAACUCCCACUUCCUGCGACGAGAUUAAAGGCAGUGUUUAAAUGUCUGGUCUGAAGUGCAUGUUGGUGU